Messenger RNA from Lachancea meyersii CBS 8951, 357 nucleotides. The record is from the annotation of a GenBank genome assembly. Lineage: Eukaryota; Fungi; Ascomycota; Saccharomycetes; Saccharomycetales; Saccharomycetaceae.
AUGUCAUUUAGCGGCAAGAAGUUUAGGUCUAGAAGGGAGCAGAUAGCCUAUGAAGCGUCCCUUGCAGGGAAAUAUCAGGCUAGGUUGAAAAAGAAUCCCUUUCUCUACUUCGGUCUGCCCUUUUGCUCAAUUAUCGUUCUUGGCUCAUACUGGUUAUCCGGAUUCACAGCUGUAAGGUACGAACAGAAGGAUCGUAAGAUUCAGGAAGUAAAUGAAGACGAUCUGAUAAAAUUGAAAGGGAACAAGCGGAAAUUUGAUCUAAAAGAAGAGUACUAUAGAUUACAAGGACUCGGGGAGCAAGAUUGGGAACCCGUCCGCGUUCCAAGAAUGAAAGGUGAGUCUGAAAAUGUAUGGUGA